AUGUCGAUAGCUAGAAUGAUAGCUUCAAAUCAAGAACAAGUCGAUCAAGGCAUAAAGGCCCUUAUGUCAAACCCUAGAAACGUUAGUAGAUCGAUCGGCUUGGACAUCAUAACGAAGCGAGCUCCAUUGGCGAAUUCCACAACCGUACUUCUUCAGCUUAGUGAUGGUACCCUAUGUCUUAUAAUCCAGCUUCUUUCUUUCCACAAUAAUUAUCUACCCGACUCUCUCUACUACUUUCUAAGCCUGCCUGCUUUUACAUUCGCUGGUUUUGGGAUAAAGGAUACAAUGCCUAUCCUCAAGAAAGAUUAUGGCUUGGUUUGCAAGAACACCCUCGAAGUUGGACCAUCUGCGUGGGACCAUAAAAGAGCUUCUAACAUUUCUAUUCUUAGGUCUAUGCAUGUUCCAGAAUUUCGUUCUUUCUCUGGUUUUUGUAAUGCAGAACUUAAUCUCACUGGGGAAAUGAUCAACCUUGCUGUCUCAAAUGCCUACGCUGCAUUUCGUCUAGGAGAAGAUUUCCUUACAAUAUAA
Microthlaspi erraticum is the source of this 528-nucleotide messenger RNA. NCBI's taxonomy places the organism in Eukaryota, Viridiplantae, Streptophyta, Magnoliopsida, Brassicales, Brassicaceae. The record is from the annotation of a GenBank genome assembly.